CAUUCGCUCGCCACAGCUCCUCCGCCACAAUGUCUGUUUCAAGCCAGCACGAAGGUCUAUGUCUCAGAUAUCCCGAACCUUUGGGUCCGCAAGCCAAUGUAUCCUAUGAGGCCGCCGUCUCCAUGCUCAUGCGUGCCAUCCAACUCGCCCAACAUACACCUUUUGUGUGGGGAUACAUUGACAAACCGCAAGAGGGCCACAUAUAUCUCAUCUUCAUGACCCAACAGCUGCCGUUUCCUCCGGACGGAAUACGGUAUCAGGAUCAAGAGCAGAAGAUCAUCAUGCCGGCGGGCCCCGGAAGAGAACUAGAAGUCAUGGAGGUCAAGUUCGGUUUCGUCCCCAAUUCUUCUGAUACAACGGCCUGGAGAGUACGGAGACGCUACCGGAUGCACAAGGGCGGCCAUCCGCAACUUGUCCUCAUCCACUACGGCCGUGGGCAGCCAAUGCCCAUCAUGCCGAACCUUAACCAACCCGUCCGCAACUACCCACUUCGUCCCAUAAACGAGCCCGCGCUCUUCGUCAUGGGCGAGAAGAUUGGCCAGAAAGUCUACCCUAACCAACACUCGGGCCCUGCAGAGCGACCGGGUCCACCAGGGAUGGGUAUGAGUUUCGGGGGGAUAGGGAACCAGCAGGCUAUGCUCGCGCAGCAAAAUAACAACCUUGAGGCGCUGGAGCGGAGAAGUCAGCGAGAUCGCAGUGGGAGCAUGAAUGCUCGUGCACCACCACCAGCGCGAAUAGAAGACGACGACUCUGCAGAUGAGUCGGACAUGAUGUCCACUCGAACGCUCGCCCUGACGAGAUACAAACGGAAUCAUGAACUCAUGAACGAGGUGUUCAUGUAUGCUGCAUUCAGUCGCAAGAAGGAAUUCCCACCACCAAAGUCACCGUAUUCCGUCUUUGACAUAGCUAAUGUGGAAGCGAGAGUUGCAAAAAUGACGGCAGAGAUCGACGAACUCCGCUCCAAAGCGGAGGCGCGAAGAGAAGCGAGGUCGAAUGCAGAUGGAGCAGUCGGAGAUGAUCCGGGAGACGUCUCCAUGGAGGUUUCUGGGACCACAGAGGAAGUACCGACAUAACGCGACGAUAUCGUAUCGUGGCUCAAUUGUCGCUCCGCUGUCGUCUCUGCUUUCGUUUUCUGGUUUUUUACCCCUUGUGUGUGUCUCUCGUACACUAUCGAUGCGCAGUCGAGUGUCUGUCCUGCUUCCGCUUAGGCGAAAGUCGAUGCGUAGUGACGAGUCGCUGAGCGGAAUACCUUAUUGAAUGUCGAUGCACUGUCGCAGGAAAGUAGGCUCGGAUAGUGAUAAUGACCCGUGAGUGUAUCAAGCGCUG
Fomitopsis serialis is the source of this 1326-nucleotide messenger RNA. RefSeq lists its product as uncharacterized. The transcript is spliced from 8 exons. Bases 30 to 1073 code for a protein of 347 amino acids. Gene Ontology annotation, biological process: chromatin remodeling. The record is from RefSeq and is a predicted model, not a curated record. NCBI's taxonomy places the organism in Eukaryota, Fungi, Basidiomycota, Agaricomycetes, Polyporales, Fomitopsidaceae.